AUUUGACUACAGUAUGUAAUAAUCACAUCCAGUGUGUCAUCCUCUUGAGUAAACCAUUUAAAAGCUGUUUGUUUCCAAGCUAUUGUAAUGCAUUUACUGUACAUUUAAGUCAGAAAUGUUACUGUGUUUAAGGGUUUAUAUAAUAACAAUGGUAUUACAGUAAUGUGAUUAAAGUGGUAUAGUCAUCCAAUGCUGGUCAGGGUAGAUUAGUAGUUCUAAAUCCACAUCAUUUCAAAUAGAAUGACUAAUACCAGUUCUUUAAACUCAAUAAAGCCCACCAUUGACAAGCAUCAAGAUGUAUGUAGUAACUCUUACAUUAACCUCCUGAGUUAUUUAUGUGUGUAACAUUAUUGUUUUGUGUACUUACUAGAAUAAAAAUGGUUUAUUAAACCUAGUCCAGAUGCCCAAAGAAAUGUCAACAUUUUCUGAAUGUUCUUAGUAUAAUUAAAGUGGGCUGGGACUAGCUGGAAAUGACGUACAGAAGCUCCAUUCAGUGUAUCAGACUGGCCAGAUUUUGAUCAAUGUUCUUUCUGUCAUUACUACAUUUCCAUCCUCUCACAGCUGAUAUACUUCUGUGUAAAAGCACAAGGUUGUUGGUUAUGCUGCACAGUGGUCUGGCCUGAGUUACUGAUGACUGGGAAAUGGGAUCCAGCUUCUAAAUUGUGUGUUGAUGGAACUCUUCCUGUUUUAUUUGGGCUGUGAUAAAUAUGCCUUCCUGCCUCCCACUUCCUUCUGUCUGGUAUGAUUUUUCCAGUGAUCCCCACAAAGGAAUCCCCAUGCAACGAGAAGAAUCUUACAUCGGGUUUAAUCGUCCCAAAAAGAAAGUGGGGUCUUUUGCUCAUCAGACUCAAAGCUCUGCAGUAAGAAGAAGUGGAGGAGGUGGGAAGUUCAGCAAGAUGUUUCUAUGGACAGGCAGCAGAGCUGCACAGGGCAGCCAGUAUGAAAGAAGGACUGUUUACCAGAGAAUCCGAGAGCACGGCCACCUAGAUAAGAGGAAGACAGUGACUGCUCUGAAAGCAGGGGAGGACCGGGCCAUUCUCCUGGGCCUCACCAUGAUCAUGUGUUCUGUGAUGCUGUACUUCGUCCUGGGGAUCACAAUCCUCCGAUCCUACAUGGAGAGUGUCUGGACGGAGGAGUCGUGGUGCACUGUGCUCAACUCUAGCAACAUAGGAGAUAUGAACUGUACAUUCAGCUGUGGCUCCGACUGCUAUGGAGUCUCAAAGUAUCCCUGUCUGCAGGUCUUUGUCAUCCUGAACUCCUCUGGAGAAGUGUACCGGCUGUCCCACACGGAGGAGACUCUGGAAAUCAACCCUGAGUGCUUUUAUGUACCGAAAUGCAAAAAGACGUGCAACAUGACUGUAAUCGAGAGCAUUGCUGAGCAUUUCAAAAAACAUCAACAGUUUCCAUGCUUUCAUGACCGGGAAAGAAAACAAGACAAUGUCCUUUUGACUAGACUGUACGGGCCCAGCGCUGUCUUUCACUCCCUCUUCUGGCCUACCUGUAUGCUCAUUGGAGGUACCCUCAUCAUCACCAUGGUGAAGCUCACACAGUAUCUCUCCUUGCUCUGCGAGGGCAUCAGCAAAGUCAAAAGGUGAAAUGUAAAAGGAAAAAACAGUCUUACACUCCACACCAAAGAACCUUAAGAAGUGUAAAGAAUGCUAUAUUCCCAAACUGCUGUAUCCGAAAAGUCUUGUUUGCCACAUUUCCUAACACUUAUCUUGUUAACAUUGAAGGGUCAAGUAUAAAAGCAGCGUAUUCUUCAUUUCUGAACGUUUUGAUCUAGGUCUGUGUAAAGUGACUGUUCCUGCCUGUCACGUGAAGGCAUUCUAGAACGGAAUACUUAGUCACCAUCAUUUCAUUUCUGGAAAUUCAGUUGCCUUAAGCUUCUCUCAGUGUGAAAGAAAAGUAUCCCACAGAAUUGCAGCCAUAAAAAUUGUGGAUGUUAAUGAAAAAGCAAUGAA
This is a messenger RNA of Polyodon spathula (Mississippi paddlefish), 1961 nucleotides long. Its product is annotated as calcium-activated potassium channel subunit beta-2-like. Gene Ontology annotation, cellular component: membrane; voltage-gated potassium channel complex. The transcript is spliced from 5 exons. Gene Ontology annotation, biological process: potassium ion transport; detection of calcium ion. Lineage: Eukaryota; Metazoa; Chordata; Actinopteri; Acipenseriformes; Polyodontidae. Gene Ontology annotation, molecular function: calcium-activated potassium channel activity; potassium channel regulator activity. Bases 708 to 1595 code for a protein of 295 amino acids. The record is from RefSeq and is a predicted model, not a curated record.